Acanthocheilonema viteae is the source of this 564-nucleotide messenger RNA. Lineage: Eukaryota; Metazoa; Nematoda; Chromadorea; Rhabditida; Onchocercidae. The record is from the annotation of a GenBank genome assembly.
AUGACCCCAGUGAUGUUGCAAUGGGCGAGUGAGGAAUUCAUUCACGUUUAUGUCACUGUGUUCGAUGUAUUCACUUAUUUACACUUGGUGCAUUCACGUGACGUCACCGCGCUUGACAUAUUCACUAUUAUUCGGCAUGUCGCCGUAAAAUUUCAAGCAAGUCUUGGUCUGGAAACAUUUCGUAUCGAAAUUUUUUCAGUACAUAAUCAAAAGAUUUCUGGAUCAGUUGAUGUUCCUGUUCACAUUGUGGAAACUGUGCCAAAAUUCAGUCAAAGGCAAUGUCAUCAAUUGUUGCCAACAAGCACUGAUCGUUCUUUCAUUCGUGAUAGCACAAAUUCAACACAGUCUUUACCAUUUUUCCGAGCACGUUUUGAUGUAACUUCACCUUUGGUAAUGGUAUGUGUUGGUGCAGUUGCUGUGUGUGCUGUUGCUUUAAUGCUUCCAACUGAAGGAUUAGAUGUAUCAACAGUAGUCCCAAAUUGGUUACAUCUUUCCGUUCAUCUUAAAUUAGUUUUCGCCUACAUUUUAGGUCUAGUUACAUUGGUAUUGCUAAGACCAGGUUGA